Molecule: messenger RNA, 3375 nt
Organism: Balaenoptera ricei (Rice's whale)
Lineage: Eukaryota; Metazoa; Chordata; Mammalia; Artiodactyla; Balaenopteridae
Gene: ZNF414
Product: zinc finger protein 414
Exons: 8
Coding region: 123-1292 (389 amino acids)
Source: RefSeq, a predicted model, not a curated record
GAGAGCUGGGAGGCGAAAAAUGGCGCCGACGUGAGCGUGAGCCCGCGGCCACCGAAGGAGUCGCCGCAGCCUUAGCUGGCGCCGCCGGAGUCGCGGGCACAAGAGCCCGAACCAGGCCGAGGAUGGAGGAGGAAACCUCGGGUCCCAGCCCGGACAUGCCGGCCACUGCAGAGCCCAGCUCCAGUGAGACCGACAAGGAGGUGUCCCCAGUUGUUGCUGCUGUAGCCACCUCCUCUUCCAUGGGGGAGGAGCCAGGCUCUGACCAGGCAGCCACACCCCCAGUGUGGGAACGUGGAGGGCUUGGAGGGACCCAGCAGGGUGCCUCCCCAGCCCCAGACAGUGGCCAUGCUGGCCCUGGACCCGGCCUUGGCCUGACCAGCACUGUCUCCGGAACCAGUGAGGACCUGCGGCCUCCCAGACGACGCCCACCACCAGGGAAGCAGAUACCCUGCUCCAGCCCUGGCUGCUGCCUCAGUUUCCCAAGCGUUCGAGACCUGGCACAGCAUCUGCGUACCCACUGCCCACCCACGCAGUCCCUGGAAGGCAAGCUCUUCCGCUGUUCCGCCCUGAGCUGCACCGAGACUUUCCCCAACAUGCAGGAACUGGUGGCACACGGCAAGCUGCACUACAAACCCAAUCGCUACUUCAAGUGUGAGAACUGCCUCCUGCGCUUCCGCACGCACCGCUCCCUCUUCAAGCACCUGCAUGUUUGCGCCGAGCAUGCGCAGAGCCCAGCCCCACCGCCACCCCCCGCCCUCGACAAGGAGCCACCAGCGCCCGAGCGCCUCCCGGAGUCCGACCCUGCGUCGGCGCCUGGGCUACAGUUCCCGCUGCUCGAGCCGUUCACGACCCCUGCCCCUGCCCCCACCGGGCCCUUCCUGCCCUACUUGAACCCCGCGCCUUUUGGCCUAAGCCCCCCACGCCCGCGCCCCUUUCUGGCCGCCGCUCCCGGGCCGCCCGCCUCCAACGCCGCAGUCUGGAAAAAGAGCCAAGGUGCCGGCGGCAGCCCGCGAAGACCCCAGGGCGGCUCCGAUACGCCCUCAGGGCACGCGGCCCCGAGCCGCAUCGUGUGGGAGCACACGCGCGGCCGCUACUCGUGCAUGCAGUGCGCCUUCUCCACGGCCUCGCGGCCCGCCAUGACCCUACACCUGGAGGACCACCGCCCCAUCGCCCCCGCGGCCCCGGCGCCCGGGCAGCCGCGCCCCGACGCGCCGGCGGACCCGGCCCCGCUGGCACCCAAGGUGUCGCCGCUGCUGUCAGAGGGGGAGUGUCCGGUUUUCUCGCCGCUCUGAACCACGCCGCGUUGCGGGUGGGCUGUGGGUAGUUUUGUAAUUUUAGAGGGGCCUGCGAUGGGCGGGGUGGCGGGACAAUAAAGGAGGGAGAUGAGCCAGCCUGUGCUGUGUCUGGGUCCCAUGCCCCUCCAGUGCAGUCCUGGGGGGCUCCCACCUCGGAAGGGGGCAGGCCUCCCCUCACAGCCCACCUGUGUCCCACCUCCCCUGUCAACCUCAACAGUGAGACAGCUGUAGGUGGCCCUCUGUCCUGUCCCACCACUUCCAGAAACCAGAUGAGGUGGAAGUUUCCAGUUUUAUUUUAAAACUUCCAGGAGUCAGGAGUGCCCGCCCAGCUGGAGCCCCCCAGGUCCUGAGGCCAGCACUGACUCUCAGGGAGGUGACAGGGCGGUGGGGCAGUCCCAGCAGUAGAAGGGAGGUGCCAGGGCCCCCAGGGCUGGGCACUCUGGCAAGCCGGGGCUCAGGCCUCAUCGUCCUCCUCCUCCUCACUGUCUUCGGCUGCCCACUUCUCCUUCUCCCCCUGCCACAGCUCUGAGGAGGAGGGUGGGUCAAGGCCAGCCCUGGAGAGCCUGUGCUCCCUCCCUUCUCACCUCUCCCCCAUAUAGGUCCUCUUCUUCCUAUCCUUCCUGGGAAGUCAGGCUGGGGCCAGAGUUCAAAAUCUGGUCCCACACUGCUGUCACCAGAACCCUGAGGUUCAAGCCUCCAGGGUAUGGAAGUCCCACGAGUUGCUGGCAGCCACUCCUCGGGGCCUGGCUUUACUUCCUGCAUCUUGCUCCCUUCCAGCUCAGGCUUCAAUCCCGCCCCCGUUCUGGAGCACCGGAGGCAACCCCCCGCCCCUUCCCCGCAGGCUGAACACCUCUGGAAACAGGGGACUCUUCCGAUCGUGCUCCUCCCCUGCGUAGUACCCCCACCGCUCCCCACAGCUCCCCUCAGCUCUCUGGAUGAAGAUCCUGUUCUCCUAGUAGCCCACAAGGCCCCAUCUUGAACCUCUCCACCUCCUCUUCUCAGGACCACACUCAGCAUCUGUCUCCUCUUCCUCCUGGGGAACAUAGACAUCCUGUGAGCAAGAACCCAAGGACCAGGUCCCCAGCCCCACCCGACCGUUUCACUCCUUAUCUCCUCCAUCUUCCAAGUCAUCAGAGUUGUCCUCUAUCUGCGGCCAGCAAGACACCAGUCAUCCCCUGGGUGGAGUCCCCAGGCCUCACACCCCUCACUCACCAGCCUCCUAUCUUCCCCUUGCCCCCCUUACCAUCCUCCCCCUAGUCCUCCUCGGAAUCUUCGUCCCCCAGCAUGUUGGCCUCAGUCUCAGAGUUGAGCAGGGUCCCCAUCAUCGAAGCCAUCCAGGUAGCCAAGCUCUGGUAACGACUCAAAAUCCUGCUCCCGUUAGCGCAGCUGCUGUGACUCCUCGAAGUUGAACAGCUCCAAGUUCUGAAGGCCCUUCAGCUUCUCCUGGGAAGGGUAACAGGGAGAUCUGGGCACCCUUUGGACGUGUCCCACCUGGCCCCAGGAGCCGGCCUGCCCGCCUGCCUGCCCCAUUGCCCUCAGCCUCAGAGUUGAGCAGGGUCCCCAUCAUCGAAGCCAUCCAGGUAGCCAAGCUCUGGUAACGACUCAAAAUCCUGCUCCCGUUAGCGCAGCUGCUGUGACUCCUCGAAGUUGAACAGCUCCAAGUUCUGAAGGCCCUUCAGCUUCUCCUGGGAAGGGUAACAGGGAGAUCUGGGCACCCUUUGGACGUGUCCCACCUGGCCCCAGGAGCCGGCCUGCCCGCCUGCCUGCCCCACUGCCCUCAGCCUCACAAGGGGCUUCAGGGCUCCAGUGUCCUUGAUGGGGUUGCAGCUGAGUCCCAGGUGGCUCAGGCCAGGCGUCCACUCCGCCAGCACCUCCAGGCCCCCACUGAAGCGGCUGUCACUCAGCACCCGCUGUAGGGCCAGAUGGGCUGUCAGGGAACCCUGGGGCUCAGGCCCCCUGUGAGCUCCCCUCCCCCUUCUCAGCCAGAAGCCUUGGAACCACAGCUGGGUGAUCCUGGGGAAGACUCAACCUCUCUGCAUCUCACUUUCUUACUCCUUAAAAUGAGUGUCAUGAAUGCUCA